UUCCAUCUCUACUAUGACUUCUAAAUUCAAAAAGCAAAACAAAAACAAAAAAAAAGAGAUUUAGAUUUUCGUGUAAGAAACUGACCAAGGCCAAGGUGAUCAAAGUUCAUCUGACAAAGCCUCAUCCCCAUUUACGAGUGGUGAAAUCACAGGGCAGAAGAUCACCGUCAACCGUCCGCGGCGGAACAACGUGCCAUAUUACUCAACACAAAUCGCGGCCUUAAAAUGAGGGUGCACCGAAGUCUACGCCUGCUGAUAAAGCAUCCCAGUGUCCAGAAUGUCCGGCACUCGAGUAGUGGAUCGACCAAGUCCCUCAAGAUCCUGACCAAACACUAUGAGGAAAUCUCUAUACCAGUGCCCUGGGGAAAGCUCGCUGGCAAGUGGUACGGCCCCAAGCAUGUGCGGCCUAUUGUGGGCAUGCACGGGUGGCAGGAUAACGCCGGGACCUUCGACACCCUGGCUCCCCUGCUGCCUUCGCAUCUGUCCUUCCUGAGCAUCGAUGCCCCCGGUCACGGCCUGUCGUCAUGGCUGCCGGCCGGUACUUCCUAUCACUCCAUUGAUCUGGUGCUAAUUGUUCGCCGGCUGAUGGACGACUACAACUGGGACAAGAUAUCCAUAAUGGGUCACUCGAUGAGCUCCAUUAACGGAUUCGUGUUCAGCGCCUUGUUUCCAGACAAAGUCGAUCUGUUCGUGGGCAUUGACGUGCUGAAGCCGCCGAUACGGAGUGCGCGCCAGAUUGUCGAUGGGCUGGCCGAGCGACUAGAGGCCACCUUAAAGCUGGAACGGAGGCUAAAGAGCGGCUCAGAGCCUCCAGCGUACGAGUGGGACGAGUUGGUGAACCGACUGCACGAGGGCUCCAAUAAAUCCGUGUCGCUAGAGUCCUGCAAGUACCUGCUGCAGCGAAACUGUAAGCCAUCGACCCACGAGCCGCACAAGUAUUACUUCUCGCGCGACAACCGACUCAAGUCCUCGCUCUUCUACACGCUGCAUCACGAGGUUCCGCUGGAGAUGGCGCGGCGGAUCAAAUGCCCGCAUCUGUUCAUCAAGGCCAUGCAGGCGCCGUACUAUGAACGCAAGGAGUACUACGAUGCGACGUUGGCCGAACUGCAGAACAAUCCCCUCUUCGAAUACCAUGAGGUGGAGGGCUCGCAUCACGUCCACCUCAACGAGCCGGAAAAGGUUGCGCCCAUCAUCAACUCGUUCAUCAACAAGUACCGACCCUUAUGAGACCGGCCUGGCGUGGAUCUGGACAUCUAAAAAGUGUACAAAAUAGUUGUUUGGUAGCCCUUAUCCUUAAUUCUAAUGGUUAGUUCCCCCUUGACACAGAUAUUCUAACGAUAUUAUCACAGCAGUAGAAAAUAGAAAAGGAUGAUUUUGGUUGCUUCUAUUUAAUUUAUUAUUUACAAUCGAUAUACCGGCAAUAACAUUAAAGUUGUAGACUUAAUUACA
Molecule: messenger RNA, 1449 nt
Organism: Drosophila serrata
Lineage: Eukaryota; Metazoa; Arthropoda; Insecta; Diptera; Drosophilidae
Product: putative serine hydrolase
Cellular component (GO): membrane
Source: RefSeq, a predicted model, not a curated record